AAUAGUAAAUAAAUGUAAGACACUGAUCAAUUAAUGAGACAAUAUUGUGAAAGUAUUUCACAAUAUGGUGAUCUUCCACUUCCAACAAAUAUAAAACCUCGUCAUGUAACUAUUAUUUUAAAUCCAGCUGCUAAAAAAGGGAAAGCUAAAAAAUUAUUUCAAAAUUAUUGUGAACCACUUCUGCAUUUAGCUGGAAUUGCUGUAACUAUAAUACAGACAGAAUCACAAAAUGAUGCUCGGAAAAUUAUAAUGAAUUUAGAUACACCUACUGAUGCUAUUAUAGUUGCAGGAGGAGAUGGUACAUUAUCUGAUGUUUUAACUGGAUUAGUAAGGAAAUAUGACUUGAAUCUUAAAUCAGUUAAACAGUGCCCUAUUGGUAUUUUGCCAUUGGGACAAACGAAUAAAAUUGCAAAAUCUUUAUAUCAUAAAUACGAUGAUCUUUCUGAUAUAAAGCAAAUGAUAGAGGCAACAAUGGCAAUUAUAAAUGAAAAAUCUAAAAUGAUGGAUAUGAUUGAAGUUAAACCUAUUGAAGAUAAUCCUAAGGAACCAGUAAAGCCAAUUUAUGCUAUGGGAGCAGUAGAAUGGGGUGCAUGGAAAGAUGCAAAUGCUUUAGCUACAAAAUAUUGGUAUUGGGGACCUUUAAAAAAAUAUGCAACUUAUAUAUUUAAUGGUUAUAAAGAAAAUUUAAAUAAAUAUUGUGAUGUAAUAUUGAAAUAUACACUUCCUUGUGAAGGUUGUUCUCGUUGUAAUCAAAAAAAUUCAACAAAUGGAUUUUCUAAUCUAAACACAAGAUGGUGGCAUGUAUUUGCACCAAGGAAUACUAUCAUUAGAGAUAGUAUUGAUUUUAGUAAGAUAAUAAAUGAAAAAUGUGAUAUUCUCCAUGAAUUACCUAUAUCAACUUGUGAAUUACAUAUAGAAACUUCUAAUAUAGACAAAUCACAAAAUGAAUCUCCAUCAUCUUUGAAAGUGAAAAUGGGUCCAAAGGAUAUAGAUUAUUUUUCUUUUGUAUCUAAAGGUUGGAAAAAAGAACAAAAUAAUAAAUCAUUAUGUGAACAAGUAGUAGAAGCAAAAAAAAUUGAAUUAACUCCACAAACAGUUGAUAAACAUUAUACAUUAUAUAUCGACAAUGAAGAAUACGAAUUAAAAGCAGUUGAAAUUAAAUUGUUUUCACAGGCAGUAAAAGUAUUUUGUCCUCAAUUCAAAAGUUGAUAAAAGAUGUAUAUAAGAUAAAUAAAAUUUAAGAAUUACUUA
This is a messenger RNA of Apis dorsata (giant honeybee), 1251 nucleotides long. RefSeq names its product acylglycerol kinase, mitochondrial (gene Mulk). The record is from RefSeq and is a predicted model, not a curated record. The transcript is spliced from 9 exons. Gene Ontology annotation, cellular component: mitochondrion; TIM22 mitochondrial import inner membrane insertion complex. Gene Ontology annotation, biological process: protein insertion into mitochondrial inner membrane; ceramide biosynthetic process. Lineage: Eukaryota; Metazoa; Arthropoda; Insecta; Hymenoptera; Apidae. The coding region runs from base 34 to 1209 and encodes 391 amino acids. Gene Ontology annotation, molecular function: acylglycerol kinase activity; ATP-dependent diacylglycerol kinase activity; ceramide kinase activity.